This is a messenger RNA of Anisakis simplex (herring worm), 468 nucleotides long. Lineage: Eukaryota; Metazoa; Nematoda; Chromadorea; Rhabditida; Anisakidae. The record is from the annotation of a GenBank genome assembly.
UUGAAUGUACACUACACACAUACGCACCGUGAUAAACCACAGUACGAGUGUGAGGAAUGUCAUACGGUAUUUGCGGUGAAACGAGAGUUAAGCACUCAUAUGCGCAUUCAUAGUGGGGAACAACCACACAGUUGCACUCAGUGCGGGAAGGAGUUCGGUACGAGACAACUUCUGAAGAAGCAUUGGAUGUGGCAUACCGGAGAACGUUCGCAUGUGUGCCCUCAUUGCGGCAAGGCCUUCUUCCAGAAAGGUCAUUUGACGCAACACCUGAUGAUUCAUGCUGGAGGAAGACCGCAUCAAUGUCAUUUGUGCCAAAAAACGUUUAUAUUCAAAUUUGAUUUGAAUCGGCACAUGAAGAUACAUGCAGAACGAGGAUUCUCUUGUGAUAAAUGUGGACGUUCGUUCAUUAAACAGUUACAACUUGAUGAGCAUUCGCUGAAAUGUAAAGGAUCUUCGGGGAAUAGGUGA